This is a messenger RNA of Pseudozyma flocculosa PF-1, 1584 nucleotides long. RefSeq lists its product as uncharacterized. Lineage: Eukaryota; Fungi; Basidiomycota; Ustilaginomycetes; Ustilaginales; Ustilaginaceae. The transcript has 2 exons. The coding region runs from base 1 to 1584 and encodes 527 amino acids. Gene Ontology annotation, cellular component: cytosol. Gene Ontology annotation, molecular function: zinc ion binding; mannose-6-phosphate isomerase activity. The record is from RefSeq and is a predicted model, not a curated record. Gene Ontology annotation, biological process: GDP-mannose biosynthetic process; carbohydrate metabolic process.
AUGACGCAGCCGAUGCUGUUCCCCGUCCACUCGACGGUGCAAAACAUGCCCUUUGGGCCCAAGGGGGCCGACUCGUUGGCGGGCCAGCUGUGGGACAAGGGCGGACACGCGCAGGCGCAGGGCAAGAAGCUCGACGCCGACACGCCCUACGCCGAGCUGUGGAUGGGCGCGACGCACGAAAAGGGACCCUCGACGGUGGCUCUGCCCGGCUCGCCCCUCGACGGCAAGCCGCUGGCCGACGUGCUGCUCCACGACCCGGACCGCACCGUCUCGUCCAAGCUGCUCGAGUCGCACGCCUACCUCCGCCAGGCCGUGCACGGCGGCAUGCCCUUCAUCUUCAAGGUUCUCUCGGCAGGCCAGGCGCUGCCGCUCCAGGCGCACCCGGACCUCGAGCUGGCGCGCAAGCUCAAGAGCCAGACGACCAUCGAGAGCGACGAGCACACCACCUUUGACGGUCACCACAAGCCCGAAAUCGCCCUGGCCGUGACGCCGUUCCGCGGCUUUGUCGGCCUCGCCGCCCCGCCCCAGAUCCGUGCCAGGCUGCGGCGCGUCCCUGCCGUGGCCGAGCUGCUGCACGACUCGAACCUCUCGGACAAGCACCUCUCCCAAGUGCUGCCCAAGCUCGAGCACGCCGACCUCUACCGCCUGAUCGUCGACGACGACACCGAGCAGAGCCAGCACCCGAGCGACCCGGACCGCCAGGGGACAUGGGCGCACAAGCUCCGCGCCGCCGUCGUCCGCAUCCUGUGCGCCGACAAGCAGCUCGUCAAGAAGGCCAUUGAGGACAUUCUCUCCGGCCAGCAGCAAAAGAUCGGUGGAGACAUCGGCGACGACAACGACGAGACCGUCGACCUCAUCAGGGAGCUCAAUGGCCAAUUCCCUGGCGAUGUGGGCUGCCUGAUCGCGCCCGUCUUUAUGAACCUGGCCAAGCUUCAGCCGGGAGAGUGCAUCUUUGCGCCCGCCGACACCAUCCACGCCUGGCUGAGCGGCGACAUCAUCGAGUGCAUGCCGUCGAGCGUCAACGUCGUCAACUCGGCGUUUGGGCCGGAGCCGUCCAAGGAGACGGUGUCGCUGUUUGCCCAGAUGUUGAGCUACGAGUCCAAGUCGCUCGACGCGUACAUGCUGCGACCGCGCAAGGUCGAAUCGGCCACGCGGGCGGGGGCCGGCGGCGGCGGCGGCGGAGGCCAAGCGACCUCGGUGCACCGAUACGACGUGCCGUUUGACGAGUUCAACGUAUUGCGCGUCCAGAUUGCGCCGCCGUCGCCCUCUUCCUCGUCGUCGUCGUCCGAAGCCAAGGUGGAGCUGUUUACGGGCGAAUCGGACGACAACCAGGUGCUCGAGGGCGUGGCGGUGCUGAGCUGCGUCAGAGGACGAGGCAAGGUCACUGGCUUCUCCACGGCAGGCGGCGGCGGCGGCAGCAGCAGCAGCGACGAGAAGGUCGAGUCCGACAUCGACGAGGGCAAGGUGUUUGUCGUCGCAUCGGGCACGCGCGUGCGCAUCCAGCCGGUCCAGGACCAGAGCGAGGGCCAGAGCGAGAAGCUCGAAUGCUACGUGGCCUACUGGUCGGCAGGCGACAAGAAGUAG